UACUCUGGCGCUUCAAACUAUACCAAAUAUAGCUGGUGUAUAUUUAAUUCCUUGCUAAUAAUGCAAUUCCACAUUAGUUUAUAGUCCUACACAAUGUGUAUAACAUUAAAUGACGUCACAGAAAUACUUGGUUGUCUUUAGAUUUGUACACGCCAUUUUGUUUAACGCUGAUUUCUAGUUGAAAUUCAAGAGGUUGCGGUACAAAAGCCAAGGUAUGACCCUUUUGCAUACCGUCAUUGUAGUUGGUGCACUCAUCUUUCUCAAUGUGAAUUUCACAGAAGCUGAAGAAGAAAUUCUUUUACAGGCAAGUGCACAAGAAGUAGCCUGGCAGACAGACCUGACCUUAACGUGCAGCAUACCUCUUCCUCCAAAACAUGUUAAAAACGUAAUGGUUGGUUUUUAUAUAGACCACAACAAGCCUCAAAACAUAUGCAUGUUUGAAAAAUCUCAAAACAGCAUAUGUCACGGUGACCCUGUGGGUAUAAAGGCUGCUUGCAUUUGUCCAAUCCAGGACAAUUCUAAAUGGGCGAACUAUACUGUGACUAUACGGAAUAUAGAAGCACAUAUGACGGCAUUUUGGUGUGGAGCAUAUGCUAUGAAUGGAAGACCAAGUGAUAUGACAAAGCGCAGCAAUGUUGUUGAGGUCGAAAUCUUAUAUUCCCCUGAAAAGACAGUAUGGAUGAAAGAGGAUUCAACAGAGCCUCUGGGUUCAGAGGUAUUCGUCAGUGGCAGGGAAACGUUGAAUUUGAAAUGCGAAGUUACCGGAGGAGUUCCACCUGUGAAAAAGAUAUAUGUAUCCUGCGAACCAGACAUGUACGAGUAUCCCCUAAAAACAUGGGUGACACAUACACCAAACAUGUUACCACUGGACAUUUCUCGUUUGCUUUCAAAAAAUCUGUUCUUUCGAUGUACUGUCAGUGUCACGGGGUUCAGUUGUCUGAUGAUUUGGAGGAAAGGAUCACGGCUAUAACAAUUUGGUUUAAAGAUAACUUGAAGUUGACCCUGCUUGCUCAAAUAGUGAGUGAGAAGAGAUCACUCAAGUUGACAUGUACUGUCGAAGCCCACCCAGAUGUUCCGUACACAUUUUCAAAAUUCAACCACUCUAUCCAGGGAGUGGUGGUGAGGCAGCUGACCGGGACGAGGGUUUCCAACUCAUUGGAGUUCACCAUCCAGCCCUACAGCUACGAAGACUACGGACGGUACACGUGCGUGGCUGAGAAUGAGUUCACCACAAGAGUAGUCCACACAAAGCCAGAUCUUAAGAUAAAGAAGUUUCCGCUGGUCUCAGUUUUAAUACUAAAUUGUUUUACAGUAAAGAAGUUUCCGCUGGCAGAAGGCUCAAGCGAUUAUCAGAUGAUUUCAGCUUUUCGUCACCAAAAGGUUCUGCUAAGUAAAACCAUACUCAGCGAUAUCAAAACAAUCAGAACGUUUAACUGGACGGAUGCAGAAGGACAUUACAGAAAGGGCAUCAAACGAAUCGUAACCGCCAACGAUGUUAAGCCAUGGCGUCCCAUAAUGCCUUUAAUUAAGCCAGUCUACAGUGCAGUGCGCACACAGCCCACGUCUCAGGAAUCUAAUACAGCCACAGGCCCAGGCAUUGUAGCGCUAAUAGUCAUCAUAGCUGUAGCUGCUGUAGCCAUUCCCGGAGGUUGGUUCGUUCACAAGAGAUGGAAACGAGGUUUCAACUUCUUUGCAAGGAAUAAUUAA
This is a messenger RNA of Gigantopelta aegis, 1707 nucleotides long. RefSeq lists its product as uncharacterized. The transcript has 8 exons. The coding region runs from base 676 to 1707 and encodes 343 amino acids. NCBI's taxonomy places the organism in Eukaryota, Metazoa, Mollusca, Gastropoda, Neomphalida, Peltospiridae. The record is from RefSeq and is a predicted model, not a curated record.